This is a messenger RNA of Ostrinia furnacalis (Asian corn borer), 2259 nucleotides long. RefSeq names its product Molybdenum cofactor synthesis 1 (gene Mocs1). Gene Ontology annotation, molecular function: metal ion binding; GTP 3',8'-cyclase activity; cyclic pyranopterin monophosphate synthase activity. Gene Ontology annotation, biological process: Mo-molybdopterin cofactor biosynthetic process. The coding region runs from base 105 to 1925 and encodes 606 amino acids. The record is from RefSeq and is a predicted model, not a curated record. The transcript is spliced from 10 exons. NCBI's taxonomy places the organism in Eukaryota, Metazoa, Arthropoda, Insecta, Lepidoptera, Crambidae.
UAGCUAGUGAUAAUAAACUUCAAACAAAAACUUGUUUGCUGAAAAAAUACUUUACAAUUUGUUACUAGUUAUUUGCUAAAGGCAGCUCGUGUUAUCAAGUUAAUAUGCGGGUUAAUGUAAUUAAAUUAAAAUCGUUAUCAUGUGUGCCAAGGGUCGAGGCUGAUGUUGCAAGAUUUGCGGUGCGCUACAGAAGAUUGUAUACUGAUGUAAGCUCAGCGCCAGUAAGUUCCUCUAUGGUGCAUCAUGAGGCGUCACCGGCGACACCGGAAGGUGCACGGUCGCCGCUCACCGAUUUGCUGGGUCGCCGCCACGAUUACUUGCGAAUUUCUUUGACCGAGCGGUGCAAUUUGCGAUGUCAGUACUGCAUGCCCCCGGAGGGCGCGGAGCUGUCGCCCCGCGAGCGGCUGCUGUCGCGCGCGGAGCUGGCGCGGGCGGCGCGCGUCUUCGCGGCGCUGGGCGUGCGCAAGCUGCGCCUCACGGGCGGCGAGCCCACGCUGCGCGCAGACCUCGCCGACAUCAUACAGGACUUAACCAGCAUAGAAGGGAUAAAAACGGUCAGCAUGACCACGAACGGGCUGGUGCUGACGCGGCGCCUGCCCGCGCUGCAGCGCGCCGGGCUGGCCGCGCUCAACGUGUCGCUCGACUCGCUGCGCGCCGAGCGCUACGAGCACAUGGCGCGCCGCCCGGGACUGUCGCGGGUCCUGGCGGGCGUGGACCUCGCCCUGCAGCUGGGAUACCGCCCUCUUAAAAUUAACACCGUGCUCAUGAAGGGCUUCAACGAUGAUGAAAUUUGUGAUUUCGUGGAGUACACACGGGACCGUGAAAUCGAAGUCAGGUUCAUCGAGUUCAUGCCGUUCAGCGGCAACGCGUGGGACGACAGCAAGCUGGUGCCGUACCGCGCCGCGCUGCGCGCCGUGCUGCGCCGCCACCCCGAGCUGCGUCCGCUGGCACCGCGCGCCAACGACACUGCGCGCGUGUGGCAGGUGCCGGGCUACGCGGGCAGCGUGGGCUUCAUCGCGUCCAUGACGCAGCAGUUCUGCGGCUCCUGCAACCGCCUGCGCCUCACCGCCGACGGCAACCUCAAGGUAUGCCUGUUCGGGGCCGCGGAGGUGUCCCUGCGCGACGCGAUGCGCGCGGGCGCCGACGACGCGCGCCUGGAGCAGCUCGUGCGCGCCGCGCUGCGCAACAAGAAGCCGCAGCACGCCGAAUCUCGCCAAGAUGAAAAACCGGCCGAUGGUUCUGAUCGGUGGAUAACGGCCGGGGUCCGGGCCGCCCCGUCCGCUCGCCCGGCGGCCGCGCGCUGCUACUCCACGCGCGCGGGCGCGGACGACGACGCCGGCGCCUUCUCGCACCUGGACGCCGCGGGGCGCGCGCGCAUGGUGGACGUGGGCUCGAAGCCGGUCACGGCGCGCGCCGCCGAGGCCGAGUGCCGGCUGCACGUGGGCGCGCGCCUGCUGCGGCUGCUGCGCGACGCGCGCCUGCCCAAGGGCGACGCGCUGACCGUGGCGCAGGUGGCGGGCGCGCUGGCCGCCAAGCGCACGGCCGAGCUCAUCCCGCUGUGCCACCCGCUGCCGCUGGACUGCGCGCGCGUGCGCGUGGAGCUGCCGGCGGGCGCGGCGGGCGCGGGCGGCGCGCUGCGCGUGGCGUGCGAGGUGCGCGUGACGGCGCGCACGGGCGCGGAGAUGGAGGCGCUGACGGGCGCGGCGGUGGCGGCGCUGGCGCUCUACGACAUGUGCAAGUCGGUGGACCGCGACAUGCGCAUCACGGACCUGCGCGUGGUGCGCAAGUCGGGCGGCCGCAGCGGCGAGUGGCCGCCGCCCGCCGCCCCCGCCAAGCCCACCGCAGCCGCCACCCCCGCCGAUCCGGUCGCCGAAUCUGACCCCGGUCCCGAGAUAUAUGCCCCGACUAAUUUUCCUCACCUUUAGAGCCGCUUCUGAUACUUAAAAGUAUAAUUUUGUAGCCGACUCCACACGGCUGAAGCGAACGAUAAGUCCUCGCGACACUACUGACUGCUAUAUAUUUCUAUGAAAUUGCUAUUAGUGACACGUCGAUAAAAGUUUCAUAGGAAAGCAUGUAUCGUCGUAGUAUAGUGCAGCUGCGCGCUUCGAGCUUGUACCAUAAGUCCCACUAUACCAUAAUGUUUUCUUUGAGUAAUAAGAGUACUGCUUCUAUCUGCAGUAUUAAGAGCACUUUCCCUCCAGGUGGCAUUACAAAAUUCCACCCUGUAUACUGCUCCACUCUACUGAUUCUACUGCAGCU